Rhodamnia argentea is the source of this 1428-nucleotide messenger RNA. RefSeq names its product AT-hook motif nuclear-localized protein 6-like. The transcript is spliced from 6 exons. Lineage: Eukaryota; Viridiplantae; Streptophyta; Magnoliopsida; Myrtales; Myrtaceae. The record is from RefSeq and is a predicted model, not a curated record. Bases 340 to 1269 code for a protein of 309 amino acids. Gene Ontology annotation, molecular function: minor groove of adenine-thymine-rich DNA binding.
AAUUACGACAGUUGAAAUAUUCAUAAAAAAUUACAAUCGGUAAUAUUUUAAUAUGACUUUGGGAAUUUUGUUGCAUUUUUUCCUACUACAUUUAUUUCUCCUCAAUUUCGUGCCGGAAACCCUAAUUUCAACAAGACUGCAUUUCCUUGCGGCACUGCUGAUUAUUAUUAUUUUUUUGAAUUUUUAGGAAGUAUGAGUCGUGAUCGCUCCGGAAGGUCGAAUCUUCAAAGCAGUUAAUUCAAGAACUUGAUGCCAUACUAGCUGAAGCUCAGUAUCCAGAGUAUAAGCUCAAUCAGGGUUUUUGGGGUUUUUCUUUCUUGCUUUGGGUUAUUCAUAUUGAUGGAGGAGAGAGAGGAAACAAGUUCCGAAUUUGAGGGAGAGGAAGGUGCAGAGAGCUUCAGAAUUGAACCAAGAACUGGAAAUGCUAACCAAAUUGAUGGGCCGGCAAUGUUGGUCAAUCUACCGGCUGCGACUGCGCCACCGACGAGCAUAGCAGUGCCUGGCAUGAAAGUCUCGAAAAAGAGAGGGAGGCCGCGGAAGCAUGGUCACGAUGGAGUGGCAUUGUCGCCAAUGCCGAUUUCGGCUUCGAUUCCCUUGAAUGAUGGAGUUCCGGCAUGGGAAAGAGGCAAAGGGACAUCAGUGGACGCGAUACUGAAGAAGCAUAAGGUUGAGUAUGAAAGUCCAGCAAAGAGGGUUGCAUACUUUGUUGAUGCCAAUUUCACGCCUCAUGUGCUUGUUGUCAGCCCCGGUGAGGAUGUCAUGAUGAAGGUUAUGUCAUUCUCUCGACAAGGAUCUCGAGCUAUUUGUAUUCUCUCUGCAAACGGUACAAUUUCCAAUGUGUCACUUUGUCAGCCUACUUCUUGUGGGGGUACUUUAACAUACGAGGGUUGCUUCGAAAUUCUUUCCCUGUCUGGAUCAUUUGCGCCUAUCAUGAAUGGGGGAACAAUCAGCAGAUCUGGCGGGAUGAGCGUCUCUUUGUCAGGCCCGGAUGGUCGUGUUAUUGGGGGAGGGCUAGCUGGUCUAUUGGUGGCUGCUGGCCCUGUGCAGGUGAUAGUGGGAAGUUUCUUACCAGGUCAUCAGAUGGAACAGAAGCCAAAGAGGCAAAAACUUGAGCCCGUGUCGAAUGGAGUUGUUACUGUUUCCCACGCCACCUGUGAUGAAGAGCCAUUGGGUGCUUAUGGUGGAGUUAAGACAAUUGUUACAUCAUGGUCUUCCUUCGAUGAAGAGAAUAUUAAUCCUGUCAAUAACUUGAUGAGUUUUGCUGUUUGACAGUAAAAUAUCUUUUUUCUUAAUAAAAUGUCUUUCUCUACUAAAGAACCUACCGGCUUUAGUUAAUCGGAUUUGAGGAUUCUAAUCGCAUUGAUGUGUUGUAUCCGAUUCCUUGCAUCCCUAUGAAUAAAACUGCUCAGGAUUUUUCUUUUUCGGUCA